Molecule: messenger RNA, 2174 nt
Organism: Labrus bergylta (ballan wrasse)
Lineage: Eukaryota; Metazoa; Chordata; Actinopteri; Labriformes; Labridae
Biological process (GO): response to bacterium
Source: RefSeq, a predicted model, not a curated record
GAAGUGAACCUUAAGACGCCCAGCAUCCCCUUAAAUCCUCUCAUCACUCUUCAGCAAUCGAAAUCAACGAAAACAUCACGAUGAGCUUUUCAGCGAUUCUACCUCUCCUUCUUCUUCUUCUUCUUCUUCUUCUUCAUCCAGGAUAUGCUCUGAUCUCAGUGACAUCGUUUGGACUCGGGGAACCCGGCACUUUGACGUGUCCGAUGCCUGAUUUUGAGUACAGCAACACUCGAGUGAAGUGGUACAAGCAGAGCGUCGGUGACACGCUUGUGCUGAUCACUUCUCUGAUGAAAGGGGCUGCAAAUUCCAAUUUUGAAAAAUCGUUUCCUUCGUACCGAUUUGAGGUGAACUUCACUGCGACCAUGUGCUCUCUGACCAUUCUGAAGACGGUGCCGGAGGACGAGGCGGUGUACCACUGUGCCAUCUCUACCUGGAACAAGGAUCAUUGGAGUGGGACGUAUUUGUCUAUAAAAGGAAACGCUGAGAGGAUAACAGACAUCACUGUGGCUCAGUGGCCGACAGUUUCUCACUCUGUCCGUGCAGCAGACUCGAUAACUCUGCGAUGUUCAGUCCUCUCCGACUCCCAGAAAACGACCUGUCCAAGUGAGCACAGCGUGCACCUGAUUGGAGUGCGAUCAGAUGAAUCACGUGCUAACAUCAUGUACACUGAUGGAAACAGAGGUGAUAAAUGUGACAAUAAAUCUGAAGAGCAUCCGACUCCAAAGACCUGUAUCUACCACUUCUCUAAGAACGCCCGCUCCGCAGACGAUGGCACGUUUUACUGCGCCAUGGCUACAUGUGGAGAGGUUUUAUCUGACAACAGAACCAAACUGGAAGGCAGCAGUUUGUGGUCCUUUGAGUUAAUGAAAGACGCCAUCAUUCUGUGUCUGCUGUCUGCUGUCCUGGUCAUCAGUGUGACCGUCAUGGCCCUCCUCAUCUACGGCAUCAAGAAACACAGAUGUGAUAACUGCAACGAUGCAGCUGCUGCUGCUGCUCUGCAGGAAAAUGUUACAAACAGGAAGUUAAAGAGAGACGAUGAAGACACCUGGAUUUAUUCGACUGUCCUCUUUACCGUGGUGAAAACUGGCAAUGGUGGAAGAAGGGACAUGAAACAAGACAGAGAGAGAAUCUACGCUGUCAAGGCGCCGGGGUUCGAUUAGCUUUUUAGACGGGUCGUUAGCCUUUAUGUAGCUCAGUGUGUGAUCGCUGAUGUUAUCCUGAAAGCCGAAGGUUAAUGAUGGUUUUUUCUUUUUCUUUUGUUUGUUUAAAUGUUUGGCUUGAAGCAGGUGCUGUACAUGAGCGACUAUAUGAAAGUAAAGAAAUGCAUUUUGUGAUAGCAGUAAGCACGGCUACGAGCAGGGCCGCCCCUGGCCAAAGUGGGGCCCAAAGAGGAAGUUUUAUUGCCCCCCUAACCCCCCCUACUUAUAGCAUAUAUUUGCAAGAAUGUAUAAAGCUGUAUAUAACAUUUACUGCCAACUUCCACAUAGUCCGUGCACCACAAUCCAGCAGUGCUGCACCGCUGUAGUCAAAGCUCAUGUUUCCACAGCGAGCGCCGUGGUCCGUCUCCAAGCUGGACAGAAUCGAAUGACCAGGACAGGAAGUCAGACAAGAGCGUCUGGUCAAUUUCAAAACAAAACAAAAUAUGCAGAGUCCUGAUCGAAUAUUCCAUCACUUUGUUUUAGUGAUAUGUUUGGUGUUGGUCUUGUGUCAGUCUUGAUCCCUAAAUGUCUUGGUCUGGUCUCGGGUAUGUCUUGGUCUCGGUUAGAUGGGUCGCAUUACAAAUAAAGAUUGAUUGGUGAUAUUUGGAAACCCUGUGAUAAAUGAAACAAAGUAUUAUGUGGGUUUAAAGGAGUAUUUAAAACGUCUAUGAUUUAUUUCUUCCCCACAGGUUUUGUUAUCUUUGUAUUCAUCGUGUGUGGUUAAAGGCAGCCGAGCUGAGAUGCUCUGCGAUGAAACCCAUGAAACAAGAAAUGGCAGUGCGGUUGUAAUGAAAGAAUAAAAGACGUGUCGCUUUCUUUAUCUAGAAACAGAGACCACGAGACAGGAAGCCAAUCACAAAACAAAGAUGUGAACAGCUUGUGUGUGCCACUUCUUCCUCGCUGCCGUCACCAUAACUUGACCACGAAGGUUUCAAACUAUUUUAAAUACAUCUAUACAUUAAACACUGAAAGAGA